UACAUGAACAUGCCAUGCAUACGAGUGAACAUCAUGUCGUUUGCUGACAUCUUGUUCAAUCAUUACAAAAGCUUUCACUGUACAAAGUACAAACACUAAUAGAGAGGGAGAGGGAGAGAUUCAGAGGAGGAGGGAGAGCUCCUGGAAUUGUAAGGAAAACCAAGGCUUUGAGAGAGACAUAAUAGAUUAACAGUGAGCUAAAGCUUAGUUUCAUUUCAAGCUUUAAAAAGAGCAUGAAGGGCCAUGAACCAAAGAUGCCAAGAAUGGAGGACAUUCUUAGUCUUCCAGUACAAGAUCCUCCUUGUGCAGAGUUUUCUGCUGCUCAUAUAAAGUGGGAGAAAGUAGAAGGUGGUCGACAAGGUGGCGAUGAUAUUGCCCUAAUCCCUUUUGCUAGAGUGGAUGAUUUUGUAAAAGGAGAAUCUUCAAAUGCAGAAUGUCCUGCUAGCUUUCGAAUUGAGUCUAGAAGGAAGAGAUCUGAAGGGAGCAUCAGCAAACCAAGGGUCGAUGGCUAUCUUGAAUAUACACUAUAUUGGUGUUCAUAUGGUCCUGAAGAUUAUCGAGAUAGUGAGUCCACUAUGGGGGAUGGUUCUCACACCAAACCUGCGACUGGGAAGGGAAGCAGACCCGGGAGGCGUCACAUGAUGAGAGGUUGCCUUUGCCAUUUCACUGUAAAACGCUUAUACACUCGCCCCUUCCUUGCUCUUAUCAUAUAUAAUCAGAGAAAACAUGUAGAUAAAACAGGGGCCCCAUGUCAUGGGAUACUUGAUGUGGAUGCUGUGGGGACAAGAGCUAUGUAUGCUCCAAGGAUUUCAGAAGAAUUGCGCCAGAAAGUGAUGUCUUUGCUAUAUAUUGGAAUAUCUUUGGACAAUAUAAUCCAGCAUCAUGCAGAGGUGGUGCAGGGGCAUGGUGGCCCCCUCAACCGAGAUGAUUUGCUCACUCGGAAUGAUGUUCGCAACAUGGAGAGGAUUGUUCGUAAUUCAUCUUACAAAUUGCAUGCAGAUGAUGAAUUCAGUGUAAAGAUGUGGGUGCAGCGCCACCAGAAGCAUGUUUUUUUCUUCCAAGAUAUGUCAAGCACAGAACCUUUUAUUCUGGGGAUACAGACAGAUUGGCAGCUGCAGCAGAUGAUCCGUUAUGGACAUAGUGGUUCGGUAGCUUCUCAUUCUACAUUUGGCUUGAAGAAACUUAAGUAUCCCCUGUGUACUUUACUGGUUUUUGACUCGUCUCAAAAUGCAAUUCCGGUUGCUUGGAUCGUUGCCUCCUCAUUUGUUACUCAAGAUAUCCACAAAUGGAUUGGCUCUUUGGCUGAAAGAAUCCGAAGCAAGGACCCAAGAUGGAGGCCUAAUGCCUUUUUAGUGGAUGAUCCUUCUUUUGAUAUUUCUUUCAUAAGAGAGGCUUUCCAAUGCCGGUUCCUAUUAUGUGCUUGGCAUGUUCGCCGUGCUUGGAUGAGAAGUCUUUUAAAGAAAUGCUGCAACAUUGAUGUCCAGCGAGAGAUGUUUAAGCACUUGGGUUGGAUUUUGUAUUCUACAAGAAGUGGGCCAAAUGCUGAUAAUGCAGUUGAAGAGUUCAUGCAAGUAUAUGUUGACCAAUGUAUCUUUAUGGAUUAUUUCAAGAGGAGAUGGUUGCCAUAUAUAGAGUUGUGGAUUAAUAGCAUAAGGUCUCUCCCUGUAGCCAGUGCGGAGCCCCUGGCUGCAAUUGAAUCCUACCACUUAAGGUUGAAAUCCAAGCUUUUCGAUCAGCAAUAUGCUAAUUCCUAUACAAGAAUUGACUGGUUGAUCCACACUUUGACAACUGAAUUCCACUCGUUAUAUUGGUUAAAUCAAUACAGUGCAGAGACUGGGUAUUUCACAAAUGUAAGGGACAAGUCUUUCUUAACUAAUGCUUGGUAUCAGGCCCUGCACAUCCCUGAUGUCGAUGUGAUAUUGGAUGAACAAAAUCUACAGCUUGCGAAAGUGAUCUCCCAGACCAAUAGAAGUCUGGCAUAUACAAUUUGGAACCCUGGUUCUGAGUUCGCCCUCUGUGACUGUCCCUGGUCAAGACAGGGAAAUCUCUGUAAGCAUGUCAUCAAGGUGGCAAUUUUAUGUAAAAAUCGACAGGUUGCAAGGCCAUUAUUGGCAUCUCAAGUUUAUCGCCAGGCCUUGCUUACCCUUCUGCAGAACCCCCCCGAUGAUCCUCUGGUUCUUGAGCAUGCGAUUUUGCGUGUUAGCCGCUUGCAACAGGAUAUCAAAGGUUUGGAAGAGUUGUCUAAUAAUGGGUUACUCCAGCCAUCACCACCUGAAAUGAACUCUCAAGUAGGAGAUAGUCUUCUGCUUUUCCCACAUCUUCAUUGAUUGAGCUACUGGAAAGGUGAUAGGGCACUUUUUUUUCCUUUUUUUCCAGCUUGAAGGCUUUUCCAUUUGGCCAAGGUUUUAAAUGAGAACAUGAAGUUAUGUCCUUUGAUCUGCUGGCAAGCUAACUUCAGAACAAGUCAGAACUUGCACCGGCUUGCUUUGGCAAGUUCAAAACUUGCAUUCAUGAAACACAGGGUUUUUGCCUGUGAAGGGAAUGUAUUAUGUGGGAUCCAUGGUUGCCUGGUUUUAGUGUUGGAUAUUUACCUGUGAGUUGGCAGAAGAUGGCCUGUGUUGACGCCCUGUUUCAUGGUUUGAUAUAAGCAAAUCUUGCCGGAAAACAAGCAAAAUAAAGUGGAGUCAUCUUUAGCUAGAGGUGUUACCCCAGGAUCAUGUGCUGAUGUGGAUAAGAAAUCUAAUCUUAGGUGAUAUCCUUACUAAACUGUUAGUUCAACUGUAUAUUUUCUCGUGACAUGUUGCUUUUUAGGAAGGCCACAUGAACUACAAAUCUAGUGUACACUUUAUUCUCUCUUCAAAUUGAUCCUUGUAAUUUCCAGAUUCCUUGAAACAACAAGGUACUUGCAAAAAAGUAACGACAGGAUGCAAGUCAGGUUUUUGCAAGGACUUCCUUUGUAGUUUCUCUAUUUCACUGCACAAAUGAUCAUUGGAGCAGAACUGUUAUCUUAUCUGGCAACCAUGUCAUUAUUUGAAAAACUGUUUCGUGUUGGUGCCAUGGAGAUUUAAAGGUGGUCUAAGAUGUUGUGGCUGUAAAGUAAGUCAGGUUAUUUCUAGGACUAACUAUUUAGUUUCUCCAUUUCACUGCACAAAUUAUCGUUGUAGCAUAACUGUUACCUUGUCUGGCAACCAUGUCAUUACUUGAAAAACUGCUUCAUGUUGAUGUCACGGAAAUUUAAGCUGGUCUAAAAUGUUGUGGCUAAA
This is a messenger RNA of Populus nigra (black poplar), 3263 nucleotides long. RefSeq lists its product as uncharacterized. Lineage: Eukaryota; Viridiplantae; Streptophyta; Magnoliopsida; Malpighiales; Salicaceae. The coding region runs from base 234 to 2327 and encodes 697 amino acids. Gene Ontology annotation, molecular function: zinc ion binding. The transcript has 10 exons. The record is from RefSeq and is a predicted model, not a curated record.